Messenger RNA from Knipowitschia caucasica, 1905 nucleotides. Lineage: Eukaryota; Metazoa; Chordata; Actinopteri; Gobiiformes; Gobiidae. The record is from the annotation of a GenBank genome assembly.
AUGACAAAGUGCUGUAAUGUGAGUCGUGGCCGUGCCCUACUCUGGGUUUGGUGCUGGGGCUUCGUGGUGUACGAGCACAGGUCCCGGUUGGAAAAGUCUCUUCAGAAGGAGCGGCUGGAACACAAAAAAGCCAAAGAAGAUUUUCUCGUGUACAAACUUGAAACGCAGCAGAGCCUAAAUAAGGAAAAGUCAGACGCCAACGGCAGAUUUAACUCGUUACACGUCCAACACCAGAUGCUGAAGAACCAGCACGAGGACCUGAAGAAGCAGUACACCAACCUGCAGGAGACGCACCAGACGGAGGGGGAGGACCACAGCCGCCUCCUGGGGGAGCACAAGGAGCGGUACGACCGGCUCACCCAGGCCCGAGAGCAGGAGGUGGCCCAGCUCAAAGAAAGUAUGUCUAACCUGAGGGAGGAGAACAAGCAGCUGAGGAAGGCCCACCACGACAUCCACGUGCAGCUCCAGGAUGCACAGGUUCACCACCUCGAUCUGAAGGCGGCUCAUGAUCAGCUCGCUCUGACUCUGGAAGAUCACAAGAGUGCUCUGGCUGCAGCUCAGGUCCAAGUAGAUCACUACAAGCAGCUGAGUGUCCUGAAACAGUCUGAGCAUGCUGCUGUGGCCCUGUCCCACCCAGGAGCUGCACCUGCCUCCCACCAGCAGGCGGCGCCACAUGCCUCCAAAGAGGAGGAAAGCCUCAGUCUUGUCCAGCCAGCAGAGGGCGCCAAGCUGGACCACCAACAGGACGACCCGCACGCCCACGCCCCAGAGCCCCAGUCCCACCCCACUGAAGCCCACCACCCCCAGAAGGAUGAGAAUGGGGGCGCAGCAGAGGAAGACCAGGAGGGGGAGGCGGAGAGGCGCAGGGAGCUGGCUGAGGAGCACAUGGCUCAGGCGGGACAGCCCCAACAACUGGAGGAGGAGCCGGAGGAGGAGGGGGGACUCCCGGAUGAGAACGCCAUCGAACACCAGCAGGAACACAUGGAGCCGCACCCAGACGGACACGCCCAGGCUGCCCAGGCUGCGGCGGAGGGACAGGUGAAGUCUGCGUACGAGGAGCAGCGGGAGCAGCAGCGUCUGGAGGCUCAGCGCGCAGAGGAGCGCAGACACAUGCAGCAGAGACAAGAGCAGCUCCAGGUGGACAGACAGAAAGUCCUGAAGCAGAGGGAGGAGCGGCUGAAGGAGGAGCAGCACAGGGAGGAGCAGCAGCACCGCGACGCAGACCGACGAGAGCAGAUGCUGAGGGAGGAGCAGCACAGAAAGAAAUCCGAGUAUGAAAAUCUGGACAAUGACAUCGUGCACGGUGAAGUGGAGCAUCACAACAACGACGACGAAGAAGAACAAGAUAUGCACAUGCUCCGCGAUGAUGAGGAGGAGCAAGACACCGAUGACCACAGAGUGCCUUCACAUCAGCAGGGGGCAGUAGAGGUGGAACCGGACCCUGAGGAUGACCCCAACAACCAGGGAGAGGACGAGUUUGAGGAGGCCGAAGAAGAGCGAGUGCCGCACACAGACGCAGAGAACGAGGAAGAGGAGGAGGAGGAGGAGCCGGCAAUGAGACCCCACAGGGACACCCACCCAGGCCCCCACCCAGAGCCCCACGGGGACGAGGAGCUGGUGAUGGCAGGGAACCCAGAUAACCAAGAAGACGCACUGGACGACCAGUACCAAGAGGAAGGAGAGGAUGAGGCGCAGGAGGAGUUGGCCGACGGUGGGGCAAAGAAACAAGAUGAAGGAGAGGAGGAGGGAGAAGACACCUAUAAUGAACAGGAUGAGGAGAAAAACCAAGAUGAAACGGGAAAAGAACACGGCCACCCCAAUAACGAGGAGUAUGAGGAGGAGGAAGAGGAGGUGGAGGACGACACCGACGGGCAUCAGAAGCCCAGGGGCAGGGCGGAGAUGUAG